CAAACACACAGAGCUAGCAGUGUUGUAUAGUUGAAACUUUUUUUUUUUUUUUUAAAAGACUGUCAGAUCAAAUCCCUGACUGACAAAUUCAAGAUGGGGAACAUGUAAUGCCCUGCCGAGGGCGCAGCCCUCCUGGCCUCUGUUGCUCGAGACAUCUGCCCUUUUCCAGACUUCCACCCCAAUCAUCUUUUCGUCAACAUGCUGUCCAUCAACUAUUCACUUCAUGUGAGGAAGCACUACACAGCAGUGCAGUCCUCCCUGACACCCAAGCAGUUGGAGGACUUCACCCAGAACCUGAGGACCACUUUUGGCAGGGAGGGCAAGGUCACUCUCGGUGGGGUAGGGGUAGUGGCUCUGUCACUGGCUAUGCUGUUUGACACUCUUGCCAGACAGGCCAGAGGAGAGUGGGUGCCAGACUCAGGGCCGAUUCCUGGUUUAUUUCUCAAAAAUGUGAGAGGGUACUACCCACCACAUGUCUACACAGUCAGUGAGUACCUGAGGCUCGUACCCUACAUUGCAAACAACCCCACCAGGAUGAAAAAGGAAUCACAGAGGUACCUCAAGCAGUUAAAAAUUGAUGACCAAUUGUUGGACAAACUGGGAGAAAACAACACAUUUCCGGAAAUGGAUGGAACAACAGCACUCAAUGUGGUUCUGGGAAAGUUUUUUGCAGGCAGUUUGAAGCUUCACCUCCACCGCAUCAGAAACACUACAGCUAAAGAGGUGUUCAGACCUAAUGGCCAAUGGCCAUCAGCCUAUUAUAUCUAUAAUCUCAACUGUGACCCAGAGACAGCCAACAAUGAUUUUUUUGUCAAAAUGCAAAAAUAGUCAUUCUGUCAUUCAUAAUAGUUAUAACUGUCAUUCAUACCGGAGAAGCUUUGAAAAGCUGUGAGCCAAGAAGUGACCUGCUCAACAUUGCCAGGCUAGAAAUGGUAGAUAUCAUUUUCCUCCUCUUUCAAGCAGCUAGAUAUAGGAGUACUGCUUCAAUGAUUGCCCAUAGAGAAGAUUUUGACCUGAAGGCUGAUGCACUCAGAAAAUGGGUAAUGUAGUUCAUUGUCCUAUUAAAAGAAAAAUUCAAAGUAUAUGUUCAAAGGAAAACAAAAUAAAAGAAAGUGAUCAAAAUCAAGAUCAGAUACAUAAAGUGGAACAUGAAACUGGUGGAAUCCAUAAAGCCAGAUUCUAUCAUGUUAUUCUUUCAAAUGAGUGCAUUCAUAUAUAGGGAUAAUUAAGUGUGUGGAUCUGUGUGUGAGUGUAUGUAUGAUUUAGAUUUUUUUCCCCCUUGAAAUAUGUGAAAUGUAUUUAUGCAUUUAAUCUGAGAUUGUAAUUACACUGAACCAAAAUUUAAAUGUAACAAUUUGUUUUUGUUUUUUUGUAUGUUUGUUGUUUAUUUGUCUGAUUGUGUUAGUGAGCACUUUUGAGCACAUCUUCACAGAGAUAACAUCCACCUGACAAGUGUAGCAUAUCAGGAUGCUGUUUAGCACGAUAACUACACAGGUGUGCCUUAAGAUGGUCUUACUCACUUACUUAGGCUUUUGUACUCCUUUCGAAACAUAGGUCAUUGAAGGAUAGUUUCCAACCUAGAUAACAAUGGGGUGUUAUUUUUUAUCCACGUUACAGUUUACUAAAAAAAAAAAGAAAAAAAAAAACAUUUUUGAUUGUAGCUAUCUGUGGAGUUGGACGUUAGGCAGUCUUGAUGCUCAUCAGUGGGCUCUUAUCACCUACAUGAUGUUCUUCCCCAUCCCACUCUGUGUCCAUGUUUUUCUGUGACUCCUCAGUGCUGGUAAUUGCCUCAUUAUCAAUAGUAGCACUGAAAGGACAUGACUAAAGAUGGAUCAAAUAAUCUUUUCAAUGUACCUUGCAUGUUCUGUGGCUUCAUAUUUACCUGACAUAGUAGAGUCUUGUUGCUUUGAAGCGGGUGAUGGUUCAAUUAUUAGACAUUUGGUGAAGGCGUGGAAUGACUGUGGUCAUCCUUAAAAAUGGCGUUGAUUGUCAGUUGGAAACAGGAACCAAACAGCAGUCUCUGAAUAAAUGUGAGUUGGAUUAUACUCCACGAUUAAAGUGAUUUUUUAGACAGAUGUUGUGAUAUAGUUUUACUGUUGUUAAAUGUGGUCAGUAAGUCAGUAUGGUCUGUGUUUUCCAUGGAGGCUUGCAAGAAAACAUUUUCUUCAUGAAUUUACGGUAACACCGCAUGACUAGUUGGUUUACAAAUGGUCAUUUUGUCUGUAAAGUAUUCCAUUAAACAGAAAUCCUUAUUAUAGGAGGUGUGCACACUUAUUGCCAAGUUCUGCCUGCUCCUGGCACUCUGGCUCAACAUGUUGUACCUACAAUUAAAAACCUUGAUGUUAUUUUAGAUUACAACUUUAAAUCAUGCGCUAUGUUAAAAUGCUAGCACAGUUGUGUUUUUUGAGCACGGUCUCACUCCGAAGUUGUCCAAAGCCAGCGCUUGAACAGUGACUUGCAGCGUCAGAAACCAAUGAAAAAAGGCAUCCUUUCACAUCAGCAUGAUACAUGGCUGGUUGCCAUUAUAGUUUAGCAGCGCCAGGCAGCGUCACGGGAAAACAUGGCAGGACAAGAACAAAAGAUAAGGUGACAAAAGUGC
Epinephelus fuscoguttatus (brown-marbled grouper) is the source of this 2599-nucleotide messenger RNA. RefSeq lists its product as uncharacterized. The transcript has 2 exons. NCBI's taxonomy places the organism in Eukaryota, Metazoa, Chordata, Actinopteri, Perciformes, Serranidae. The record is from RefSeq and is a predicted model, not a curated record. Bases 199 to 828 code for a protein of 209 amino acids.